Diprion similis is the source of this 1767-nucleotide messenger RNA. RefSeq names its product mRNA-decapping enzyme 1A (gene DCP1). The record is from RefSeq and is a predicted model, not a curated record. Gene Ontology annotation, cellular component: P-body. Gene Ontology annotation, molecular function: enzyme activator activity; mRNA binding. Gene Ontology annotation, biological process: deadenylation-dependent decapping of nuclear-transcribed mRNA; deadenylation-independent decapping of nuclear-transcribed mRNA; positive regulation of catalytic activity. The transcript has 4 exons. NCBI's taxonomy places the organism in Eukaryota, Metazoa, Arthropoda, Insecta, Hymenoptera, Diprionidae. The coding region runs from base 173 to 1516 and encodes 447 amino acids.
UACCAAUAAUCAGUAUGGCGUCCAACCGAGAAGCAGCUGCUUGCGUCGUUUCAAAAUAUUGCGAGUUUGCGGGAACGCUGUAGUUCGUGCUUCGUAUCUUUCAGCUUUUAGUACGUCGUUGUGUCUUUUAUUAGAGUUUAUUAGCCGGUCGAUCAGCCGGUCUUCGAGCGCGAUGGCCGAUUUGACAGAGUUGAAAAUGAAUGUUGCUGCAUUGAAACGCGUCGACCCCUACGUUAAGGAUAUUCUCGAGACGGCGACCCAUGUAGCCCUGUAUACAUUCAACGCCGAGAACAACGAAUGGGAAAAAACCGACGUCGAGGGUGCUUUGUUCGUAUAUUCACGAAACGGGGAACCCUACAACAGCGUGUUGAUCAUGAAUCGGCUGAACACCAAUAAUUUGAUGGAACCUGUAACGCAAGGGCUCGACUUACAGCUGCAGGAGCCGUUUCUUCUAUACAGAAAUUCAAGCUGCAACAUAUUUGGAAUCUGGUUUUACGAAAAGGAAGAAUGCGUCCGCAUUGCGGCAAUGCUUAAUAAACUUGUCAAGGAUUCUGAGCAGACGCGAAAAUCUACUAAUAAGAUCAAGACGAAAAAAAACUCCGGGCCAAGUGUGAACAGUGUUGAUAUAUUUAGCAUGUUGAGUAAGGCCCAAGAAGACUUCAACACUAACAGGGGCGGGCCUAAGUCUCCAGGGAAUAACUCGUUGUUGGAAAACAUGACAGGUCCUUUAUCAGCACCUCUCGGACCUGAUGUUCCUUCACAAAGCGUUAUGGACUUCUUUGCCAAGGCUAAGGUGAACCCGGGACAUUUCAAAGCCGGUGAUCAACCUCCAACAGGCAACCCUGGUCCUACAGGACCUGUAGCACCGGAGACUAAGCCUUUAUUGGCGCGUCUGAUGUCAAAUCCAGCCGCACAUACUCUUGAACAUAUCGAAAAACAACAACGAUCUACAACGCCCCAGCCAGGACCUCCGUCUCAUUCUCAUUCUCAAUCUCAGUCAGCGUCAACUAUUCAGCCAAACAACGUAUCAGGGAAUAUAGUGAACAGAUCUAAAAGGCGAAAUCGCAUAACUACGACGAAUCUCGAAUCUGGGGCCACAACCGUAUCAACAGCUGUACCACGAGAACAGCCACCGUUGACAAAUGCCAAUUCAACUGAUACAAAUAGUACUUCAGGCUUUCUCAGGAUACAGUCUCCGACUAGCACCACGUUAAAUAAUCAUCAACAACCAUCCAUUCCUAACGCAAAUCCACUUGCGUCUUUAUUUGCACAUGCUACCGGACCUGCGGCAUCUGUGGAAUCGUCAACCUGUUCAGCAGUCGGAUCUGGCCCAGCAUUGAUGCCACCUGUUAUGUUUGCUGCCCCUAGUCCCCCAGAUCCAUUGACAAGACCGGUUGAGCCACUGACAAGGAAUCAGCUAUUGCAGGCUUUUAAUUACCUUCUGAGAAGCGAUCCAGACUUUGUCAACAAACUUCAUGAGGCUUACGUGAAAUCUUUUGGUGAGAUACUAUCUUAGGUUCAUUAUUCGGACCACAUUUAACCAGAACCGUCAUGCAGGAUGUGACGGACGGCAAUAUUAUACACCGACUGAUCGAUAGAACUAAACUAAAACUAUUCCUACAGCACACAUGUGUGUAAUAAUUGAUGGGAAUUGGUAUGUAAUGUUCGAAGUUCGUGAUUUUGACAAAACUCUCAAGUGAGUUUUACUUUCAGAGUGAAAAGGUAAUGAUUAAAAAAAAAAAAAAAAAAAAAAAAUGAAAAAAAAUA